AUGGCUACCACUUCGCAUAUGUUCAUGUACUCUCUUACGGUCCAACAACCAACAGCCAUCACUCAAGCUAUUCUGGGUCAAUUCACUGGAACCAAGGAGCAACAGAUCAUCACCGCGUCAGGCUCGUCGUUGACCAUUCACCGGCCUGACCCAUCACAGGGGAAAAUCACCCCAAUCUUCUCCACAGAUGCCUUUGGCAUUAUCCGAUCGCUAGCAUCCUUCCGAUUGGCGGGCAGCAGCAAAGAUUAUGUUGUCAUCGGAUCCGACUCUGGACGAAUCGCGAUCGUUGAGUACUCCCCUACACAGAAUCGCUUCAACCGAAUCCACUUGGAAACAUUUGGAAAGUCUGGAGUGCGCCGUGUCGUCCCCGGGCAGUAUCUUGCGGUGGAUCCGAAAGGACGUGCCUGUCUGAUCGCAUCUGUGGAAAAGAACAAGCUGGUCUAUGUUCUCAAUCGCAAUUCGCAGGCAGAGCUCACCAUCUCUUCCCCCCUCGAAGCUCACAAGCCACAAACCCUGGUUUUUGCUAUGAUUGCCUUGGAUGUGGGCUAUGAGAAUCCUGUCUUCGCUGCCCUUGAAGUGGAUUACUCGGAAGCCGACCAGGAUCCAACUGGCCAGGCCUUCGAAGAACUCGAAAAAGUCCUAGUGUACUACGAACUGGAUCUCGGUUUGAACCAUGUCGUUCGAAAGUGGUCAGACCCAGUGGACCGAACUGCCUCCAUCCUCUUCCAAGUACCUGGUGGCGCUGAUGGCCCCAGUGGUGUCUUGGUAUGUGCUGAAGACAAUAUCACCUACCGACACUCCAACCAAGAUGCAUUCCGCGUUCCCAUCCCGCGUCGCACCGGACCCACCGAGAAUCCCGAACGGAAGCGUUCGAUCAUAUCCGGAGUCAUGCACAAGAUGCGAGGAGCCUUCUUUUUCCUUCUCCAGUCGGAUGACGGUGACCUGUUCAAGUUGACACUUGAAAUGGUUGAGGAUGACAAUGGACAGGCUACAGGAGAAGUUAAGGCGCUGAAGAUCAAAUAUUUCGACACAGUUCCUGUCGCUACUCACCUUCUGAUUUUGAAGAGUGGUUUCCUCUACGUUGCUAGCGAAGCCGGUAACCACAACUUCUAUCAGUUUGAAAAACUCGGUGACGAUGACGAAGAGAUUGAGUUCUCAAGUGACUCUUUCUCAGCUGAUCCUGCUGUGCCCACUGCUCCCAUCUUCUUCCGUCCCCGGGGCGCGGAAAACGUCAACCUCAUGGAGAGCCUCAACUCCUUGACUCCCUUGAUUGACAGCAAAAUCACCAAUCUCACCCAAGACGAUGCUCCUCAGAUAUACACAAUUUGUGGUUCUGGAGCUCGCAGUUCCUUCCGCACCCUGAAGCACGGACUUGAGGUGUCGGAGAUUGUGGAAUCCGAUCUUCAACAAGUCCCUUCGGCAGUGUGGACUACCAAGGUAACUCGUGCGGAUGAGUAUCACAGCUACAUCAUUCUCUCUUUUGCCAAUGGUACCCUUGUCCUGAGCAUCGGAGAAAUUGUCGAGGAAGUUUCAGAUACUGGGUUCCUAUCUACUGCUCCCACACUCGCCGUGCAACAGCUCGGAGAAGAUUCAUUGCUUCAAGUUCACCCUCGUGGUAUCCGUCACAUUCUCGCCGAUCGACGAGUAAACGAGUGGCCUGCGCCCCAGCACAGAUCUAUUGUUGCUGCUGCUACCAACGAACGCCAAGUUUGUGUGGCUUUGAGCUCUGGUGAAAUUGUCUACUUCGAAUUGGAUGCUGAUGGUACUCUGGCCGAAUACGACGAGCGUCGACAAAUGUCUGGCACCGUCACAUCCCUCAGUCUUGGCGAGGUCCCCGAAGGCCGAGUCCGGAGUUCCUUCUUAGCCGUUGGCUGUGAUGAUUCUACUGUUCGUAUUCUCAGUCUCGAUCCCGACUCAACUCUCGAGAACAAGUCUGUUCAGGCUUUGACGUCUGCGCCAUCUGCCCUUCAAAUCAUGGCUAUGGCCGAUUCAAGCUCUGGAGGCAGCACCCUUUAUCUUCACAUUGGUCUUUACUCUGGAGUUUACCUCCGCACUGUCCUGGACGAAGUUACUGGCGAGCUUUCAGAUACCCGAACUCGUUUCAUUGGUGCCAAGCCCGUGAAACUGUCUCAAGUGUCUGUGAAGGGCCAAACUGCCGUCCUUGCACUGAGCGCUCGCCCGUGGCUCGGAUAUUCUGACGUCCAGACCAAGAGCUUCAUGCUCACCCCCUUGGACUAUGUUGGUCUUGAGUGGGGAUGGAACUUUUCUAGUGAGCAGUGUGUGGAAGGAAUGAUUGGUAUCCAAGGCCGAAACCUAAGGAUUUUCUCUGUGGAGAAACUCGACAACAACAUGCUGCAAGAGUCUAUUCCGCUUGCCCACACACCUCGACGAUUCGUCAAGCACCCGGAACAACCACUCUUCUAUGUCAUCGAAUCCGACAACAACGUUCUCUCUUCCGCCACUCGCCAGAGACUUAUUGAGGAUUCUCAGGCUCGCGAUGGUGAAGUUGCAGAGCUCCCACCGGCCGAAUUCGGGUAUCCUCGCGGAACUGGGCACUGGGCCUCAUGUAUUCAAGUCGUUGACCCAGUCACCACCAAGUCUGUCGUCUUCACUCUCGACCUCGAGGACAAUGAAGCAGCCGUCAGCCUCGCUGCCGCGAACUUCUCGAGCCAAGACGAUGAAACCUUCCUGGUCGUCGGUACGGCGAAGGACAUGGUUGUCAGCCCUCCCUCAUCCAAGGGAGGCUUCAUUCAUAUCUACCGCUUCCAAGAUGAUGGCCGCGAUUUGGAGUUCAUUCACAAGACAGAGGUGGAGGAGCCUCCCCUAGCUCUUCUCGGUUUCCAAGGACGUCUGCUUGCAGGUGUUGGCACCAGCCUUCGUCUCUAUGACCUCGGUAUGAAGCAGUUGCUUCGAAAAUCUCAGAAGGAUGUUGUGGCGAAGACGAUUGUCGGUCUUCAGACCCAAGGAAGCCGCAUCGUUGUCAGCGACGUUCGCGAAAGUAUCACCUAUGUUGUUUACAAACACCAAGACAACGUUCUCGUUCCUUUCGUCGAUGAUUUCAUCGCACGUUGGACUUCGGCGACUACAAUGGUCGACUACGAGACUACUGCGGGUGGUGACAAGUUUGGUAACCUUUGGUUGCUGCGCUGCCCACGCAAGGCCUCUGAUGAAGCCGACGAGGAUGGUUCGGCCGCCCAUCUCCAGCACGAAAAGGGUUAUCUCCAAGGCACUCCGUACCGCUUCGACUUGAUGAUCCAAUACUAUGUCCAAGACAUCCCGACAAGCAUUCACAAGACUCAGUUGGUUCCCGGAGGUCGAGACAUCUUGGUUUGGACCGGUCUCCACGGCACCAUUGGAAUGCUUGUCCCCUUCAUGGGCCGUGAGGACGUCGACUUCUUCCAGCUUCUGGAGACCCAAAUGGCUACUACCCAGCCACCUCUCGCUGGUCGUGACCAUCUGAUGUAUCGCAGUUACUAUGCGCCUGUGAAGGGUGUCAUCGAUGGAGAUCUCUGCGAGAUGUAUCUCCUUUUGCCUAACGACACGAAGAUGAUGAUCGCUGCGGAGCUUGAUCGCUCAGUUCGUGAGAUCGAGCGCAAGAUUUCGGAUAUGCGAACACGUGUGGCCUAUUAA
Messenger RNA from Penicillium olsonii, 3630 nucleotides. The record is from the annotation of a GenBank genome assembly. Lineage: Eukaryota; Fungi; Ascomycota; Eurotiomycetes; Eurotiales; Aspergillaceae.